Messenger RNA from Eutrema salsugineum, 2732 nucleotides. Its product is annotated as CCR4-NOT transcription complex subunit 10. Gene Ontology annotation, cellular component: CCR4-NOT complex. Gene Ontology annotation, molecular function: protein binding. Gene Ontology annotation, biological process: mRNA catabolic process; negative regulation of translation. The coding region runs from base 126 to 2471 and encodes 781 amino acids. The record is from RefSeq and is a predicted model, not a curated record. The transcript has 6 exons. NCBI's taxonomy places the organism in Eukaryota, Viridiplantae, Streptophyta, Magnoliopsida, Brassicales, Brassicaceae.
AUUUUCUCUGCAAAGUGCUCUUCGUUCUGCUUCCCUUCAAUCAUUUUCUAGGGUUUUCUUUGUAUAUCAACUCUUGAAAAUUCGUGGACUUCAAAAUCUGGGCAAUAGAAUUGGUUUAAUCAUCCAUGGAUUCUCGAGAUUCUUCAUCAUCUGUAUCUUCCGACGCCGCUAGGGACGACGACGCUAUUGUUCUCUCAAUCACAUCUGCACUCGCUAAAGACGCUCUCUCCUAUUUCCAAUCUUGCAAGUUCCCCGAGUGUCUCGACAUUCUGAUUCAGCUCAAGCAGAAGAAACAUAACGAUCCCAAGGUUCUUCACAAUAUUGCAAUUGCAGAGUACUUCAGGGAUGGUUGCUCCAGUUCCAAGAAACUACUCGAAGAGCUUAACAGUGUCAAGAAUCAGAGUGAAGAACUUGCUUCUACAGCCAAAGAACAAGUGGAAGCUGUAAACCCUGGAACUAAUGUCUGUGUGUCAAAGGAUCAAUUUGAUAGUACAGUGACAAUCCUCAACAUUGCAGUAAUCUGGUUUCAUCUACAUCAGUAUACAAAAUCUUUAUCCAUUCUAGAACCUUUGUUUCAAAAUAUUGAGCCGCUAGACGAGACAAUUGCACUUCAAAUCUGCUUCUUGUUGCUGGAUAGUGCGCUGGCUUGUCGCGAUGCUGUGAAAUUUUUGGCUGUGUUUGAGCAUAUGGUCAAAACUUUUGGUGUUGGUUUUGGAAGUCAUGAAGAAAUUGGAAGCACGAUGCAACUUUCUUCAAAUCAGGUAUCCAGAACAUCUUCUUUCCUGAGCAGCUCGGUGGCCUCAGAUGCUCUGAAGUCUGACUUGACAGCCGCUGAUAGUAGUUUGUGUGAAGAAACUCUAGACUAUGACAAUGUUCUCGCGGAAAUUGAAGCCGAGAAACGAAUGAAGCCAGUUGGCCAUAUUCCGUCCAACAAUAUUCUCAAGACAUUAGGUGAAAGGUCGAUCUUGACUGUGGAUCUGAAGCUCGAAUUGCAGCUUUACAAGGUUCGGUUCUUGCUUCUUACCAGAAACUUGAAACUGGCGAAGCGUGAAGUCAAACACGCAAUGAACAUUGCUCAAAAACGGGACUCCUCCAUGGCUCUGCUCUUGAAAUCUCAACUAGAGUAUGCACAUGGGAAUCAUCGAAAGGCUAUAAAGCUUUUGAUGGUCUCCGGUAUUCAAAAAGAAGCAAGGACUUCAGGAAUCUUCAACAACAACCUUGGUUGCAUAUACUAUCAGCUUGGAAAAUAUCAAACUGCCUCCGUGUUAUUUUCAAAAGCGCUAAGGAACUGUUCAUCACUUAGAAAGGAGAAUCCAGUGAAGUUGAUAUCUCUCUCACAGGAUAAGUCUUUGUUGAUCACAUACAACUGCGGUUUGCUUUAUUUGGCUUGUGGGAAGCCUCUACUUGCUGCUCAAUGCUUCCAGAAGGCAAGCCUAGUUUUCAGCAGGCAACCGCUCAUUUGGCUCCGUAUAGCCGAAUGCUGUAUAAUGGCUUUACAAAAGGGUCUUUUGGAAGAGGGGAACACUUCUUUGGAUAGAUCGGAAAUUAGAGUCCAUGUAAUUGGGAAAGGUAAGUGGAGACAACUUUUGAUGGAAGAAAACGGAUCUGUCGAACUUGCUGGUAGUACCCAAUGGCCAAAGCUUUCAUUACCACUAGCACGGGUCUGUCUCUCGAAUGGUGUUUACUUGCUCAAUGGGUCUAUCUUGAACGACUCUAAAUCAGAUAUUGAAUCUUCAUUAUCCCUGAAGACAAAUGAGACCACAGAAGCAUCAUCGCCUGAUCAUGGGGAAGCUAAUACGAACUCAGACUUGAAAGGAGGAAUGAAUCAGGACAUGAUUCAAAACUCACUCUCCGCUUUGGAAGACAUCCGUAGUAGAGAAAAUCAGUUGAUCAAACAGGCUCUUCUCGCUAAUAUGGCAUACGUAGAGUUGGAACUGGAAAAUCCUAUCAAAGCCUUGUCAUCUGCCAAUUCACUCUUGCAGCUUCCAGAUUGUUCAAAGAUUUAUAUUUUCUUAGGCCAUAUCUAUGCAGCGGAGGCUCUCUGCUUGCUCAACAGACCCGUUGAAGCUGGCGCCCAUUUAUCCGCCUAUCUACUUGGACAGGAUGAUUUUAAACUGCCAUUUGCGCAAGAAGACUUUGACCAGUGGCGGAUGCACGUAAGUUUCGAUUGUGAAGAGACAGCUGAUGCUUCCACAGGAAAUGCCCGGGAUUCAGUUUGCCUUAAGCCAGAAGAAGCUCGUGGAGUACUUUUUGCAAACCUUGCCGCGCUGCUUGCCACACAGGGACAUUAUGACCAGGCUAAACCUUUGAUUAUGCACGCGCUAACUGUCUUACCGAAUAAUGUACAAGCUACGGUUACAGCGGUCUACAUCGAUCUCAUGUUGGGUAGGUCACAAGACGCACUUGCUCGGUUAAAACAGUGUACCCGUGUGAGCUUUGUUCCUAGCAGAUUGGAAGUGAGAGCCUCGUAGAUGGUUUGUACUCUGCUUUUGAAAAUUAAGUUUUAGAAAUUAGUAGUCCUUCUAUAAAUAUCAGAGAAAUAAGUUUUUGUUCUUUUCUUGUAUUGGUGCUGUGAGAUGAUGUUUGCAUUCUUGAUUUAGAUUUGGGUUGUCGAGGGUUAAUUGAUUUCUUGUUUUUGAACAAUAUAGACUGGGAGAGCCAAACACAGGUAUUUGUAAUUUAUUUAUAUUUGUUUCAGAGCGGACUCUUAGUGGGGGUCAUUUGCAUUUUUA